GAAGAAGAAGAAGAAGAAGAAGAAGAAGAAGAUCCUCAAUGCAAUUAUUUGACGAAGCAACAUGCCCGCACAGGCAGAAACCUCACUACAGUAAUUUGAGGUUAGGGUUAGGGUUAGAGUAGGGACGGGGGGCAUGGAGCAGCGGGGCGCGGAGCAGCGGGGCGCGGAGCAGCGGGGCGCGGAGCAGCGGGCUCAAGCGGUGCUCACGGUUCGUCUGGUCCGGUCCUUCGAGCACAGGAACUUUAGACCGCUCGUAUUUCACGGAGUCAGUUUGGACGGAACGGUGCAGGACUUCGUUCAACUUGUCAGGGACGAUAUUGCAACGAGACCAGGACUUCCUCCGCCAUUCAAGACGUUCGCGUAUGAUACAAUGAAGAUUAUCCACCAAGCACAUGGAGCAAAGACUAACGAGUUGGUGAUGAGUUUGGAUGAUGAUGAAAAUCUCAUUCUGCAAGACAACCAAACCCUUAGAGCUGCUGGCGUUGCAAAUGAAACAGAAGUGGCCUUCUUCAGGAAAGAAGACUACAGUCUCUACAAAGCAAAUCCCAGAACUGCUUGGUGAUCACAGGAUUUUACUUGCUUUUCCUUUUGUUUACUACAGGUGUUAAAGAUUAAGCAUACCAGAAACAAUAGGCAAACUUCAUGUUAACGUCACGGUUUUUAUAUGUGGGGUUGUUUUUCAAAACCAAAGGAACAGUAUAUUGUCCACCACACUGGUAUGCAUUUCAAUUGCAACUACUUUCUAUUCUUUCUGGCUGUUGUGAAAAUGGACAGUCAUUUUCAGUAUAAAAAAAAACAACAUAAUAAAGUUAUUUAACAGUU
Gasterosteus aculeatus aculeatus (three-spined stickleback) is the source of this 822-nucleotide messenger RNA. RefSeq names its product chromosome 16 C2orf76 homolog (gene c16h2orf76). The record is from RefSeq and is a predicted model, not a curated record. NCBI's taxonomy places the organism in Eukaryota, Metazoa, Chordata, Actinopteri, Perciformes, Gasterosteidae.